GGAUUCCAGUUCCACCUUUCUUCUGGAAUCUCAAAUUUCAUAAACCCCAGAUCCACAGAGCCACUUCCCAAAAUACCACAGAAAUCAAAGACGUAGAUUAUCUUUCCUGUUUCUGUCCUGGAUUUCUUCACCGUAUUGUGUUCUGUUCACACCCUUCAUCCCAACAAUUCUCCUAAACUAAAUAUCAUCAACCCAGCUGAUUGACAAAAUACUAGAGAUUACUACUCUGCUACAACAAACAUAGAAAACAAGGUAAAGGAACUGUUUUUCCUGGAAGAAAGAUCGAGUCUUUGUGCUGUUUGUUAUCCGGGUGGUAUGCACAGAUCUGGAGUGGCGAUGGCGUGGAACGUGUUCAGGUUCUGUACUGCCUUGAGGGGUCUGGGGUCGAUCAUGAUCCUGUUGGUUCUUGGGGUUGUGGGUGUCACAUACUAUGCUGUUGUUUUGACAAAUUAUGGCCCAGCUUUGUACGAGGGUGGCCUUGAUUCUGUAACUGCUCUGGGUGUUUUGAUCUUGUUCCAUUGUUUGUUAGUGAUGCUGUUGUGGAGCUACUUUUCCGUUGUUUUCACCGAUCCGGGUAGUGUACCUCCUAACUGGAGGCCUGCUAUGGAUGAGGAAAGAGGGGAGGGCGAUGCAUUGAAUGGAUCAGAAUUCAGUGCUUUGCAGUCUGACCCAUCGAAUCAAAGAAUUAGGUAUUGUCGGAAGUGCUCCCAACUGAAACCACCACGGUGUCAUCACUGUUCUGUUUGUGGGCGUUGUGUGCUGAAGAUGGACCAUCAUUGUGUGUGGGUUGUGAACUGUGUUGGUGCCCUAAACUACAAGUAUUUCCUUCUUUUCUUGUUCUACACGUUUCUUGAGACUACUCUUGUGACUCUGGCCUUAUUGCCCCAUUUUAUAGCAUUCUUUAGUGAUGGAGAAAUUCCUGGAACACCAGGAACCCUUGCCACCACUUUUCUUGCCUUCGUUUUGAACCUGGCAUUUGCAUUGAGUGUGCUCGGGUUUUUGAUCAUGCACGUAUCACUGGUGGCUGCUAAUACAACAACCAUUGAGGCUUAUGAGAAGAAAACCUCUCCAAAAUGGCGUUAUGAUCUUGGUCGAAUGAAAAAUUUUGAGCAGGUAUUUGGCACAGACAAGCUAUACUGGUUUAUUCCAGCAUACUCUGAAGAAGAUUUACGAAAGAUACCAGCACUUCAGGGUCUUGAAUACCCAUCAAGGCCUCACUUUGAUUCCCAAGAGGUUUAAAAACCUGUGCUCCAAGCCAAGAAAUAUGGAAAGUCUUUUCUUGUUAACUAACAUUGCAGCAUUCCUGGAAAUCAUUCCCCUACAUCCUUCUGAUGAAUUAGCCAGCCGCCUAACAGUUCAUUACAAGGGGCAUUUUCUUGUUGAGAUGAGGAGGAGAGGGGAAUAGAGAGAGAGCACUUUCUAGGAAUAAAUCAGGGAAGGGCUGCGGAAAUGGCUAUAGUUGAUAAUGUUAUAAAAUUUCAUGUUGUAGUUGCAUUUUUAACAGAGGGUGCGAGUUUAGGGUAUGGUGAAAUGUAAUUUGUUAACACGGUGGCAUGAUUUUUUUUUUGGGUGGAAGUGGCAUGAUGUUGCCUAACCUAACCUUUGUUGUAUGUUCAUUGGGAAAAAAAAAAGGAAAAAAUGAAAAAAUGUCAAAAGUAGAACCAUUAGGUGGCAUGGAAAUGUGUCCUAUGUGAUUCAUGGCUUCUUCAUUGCCAACUCAAAAGUCAAACACGAUUGAAGGACAACUGAAAGAAAAAUGAAAUACAAAGGUUUUA
Messenger RNA from Rubroshorea leprosula, 1775 nucleotides. The record is from the annotation of a GenBank genome assembly. NCBI's taxonomy places the organism in Eukaryota, Viridiplantae, Streptophyta, Magnoliopsida, Malvales, Dipterocarpaceae.